Messenger RNA from Torulaspora globosa, 483 nucleotides. RefSeq lists its product as uncharacterized. The record is from RefSeq and is a predicted model, not a curated record. NCBI's taxonomy places the organism in Eukaryota, Fungi, Ascomycota, Saccharomycetes, Saccharomycetales, Saccharomycetaceae. The transcript has a single exon. The coding region runs from base 1 to 483 and encodes 160 amino acids.
AUGACAAAACACUACUUCACCGUUAUAUUCUUUUUUUUUCUUUCUUUCUGUAUUAUCGAGGCGAGAAUAAGCGGGCUUGAAGAAGCAUUGCUCCAUUACCUUGAGAUGCCUUGUGAGGAUGCCGCACAAAGUCUGCGUCGUAGUACUGACUUCAUUGCAUACGUCUACUCUUUAGCAACGACGAGGAAUGGCUGUAAAGUUACGACAGCGGGCACCUUACAGGCUCUACGGGUCAAGACAGCCAAAACCUUGACCUCACAGCAUAAAUCAGCGAUUAGCAUAUUGCUAAGUAAUCGACAGCUUGACUUCAUCGGCAUCUUUCUUAGGUGCUUUUUCAGCGAUAAAAUAAGAGGGUGGCAUAGGGAUAUAACAAAAAUGAAAAAAUUUGGUGAAGUUGAUUUACAACCAGAAGUGCAAUUCCAUCCAUUGAAGGUUUUGGUGUGUUUGGUCCAGAACUGCGUGCCAGAUAGGAGGCUUGAAUAA